CAAAAAAGAACUCCCAAACCCGCCACCAAUAUAUACCCCAAAUUGCUCUGUUCCUGAUCAUGCUUCAACACCAAAACCCUAAUCAUCAAAUGGGUCUCUGUGUCGGAAAACCUGCAAAUGUUGCUCAUGUUUCUUCCUCACAGUUAAUGAAGGAAGCUAUUAACCAAAGGGAAAGAAAUCAAGAAGCAAGUAAGAAGAAAAUCAAGAAAGCUUCAAAAGUGUCUAAAGAUGAAAGUUUUCCGAUCACUAAUAACCUGAAGGCGUUCACGUUGAGUGAUCUGAAGACUGCUACAAAGAAUUUCCGGUCGGAUAGUCUCAUCGGAGAAGGCGGGUUUGGCCGGGUGUAUAAAGGGUGGAUUGAUGAAACCACUUUUGCUCCGGCCAAACCCGGUACCGGACUUGUGGUGGCAGUUAAAUGUUUGAAAGCUGAAAGUCAUCAAGGUCAUAGAGAAUGGCUUACUGAAGUUGAUUUCAUGGGCAAGCUUCGUCACAAAAAUCUCGUUAAACUUAUCGGCUACUGUCAAGAAUACGAAAGCAGGCUUCUUGUAUACGAAUACAUGCCAAAAGGGUGUUUAGAAAAUCAUUUGUUUAGAAAAGGUGUUGAACCUAUACCUUGGGCCACAAGAAUGCGCAUUGCCAUUGAUGUAGCUCAUGGAUUAUCUUUCUUGCAUAGUAAGGAACCAAGUAUUAUUUAUCGCGAUUUGAAGGCAUCUAAUAUCCUCCUAAGUUCGGAAUUUAAUGCAAGACUUUCGGAUUUCGGGUUAGCAAGAAACGGGCCGGUAGGAGAUAACACACAUGUCUCAACCCGAGUUGUGGGAACCAGCGGUUAUGCAGCUCCAGAAUACGUAGCCACAGGUCACUUGACUAUAAAUAACGACGUGUACAGUUUUGGAGUGGUCCUACUGGAGUUAUUGUCAGGACGACGAGCAAUUGCUGACGAGAGAGCCGGGGGUGUAGAAGAGACAUUAGUCGAAUGGGUGAAACCGUUUCUAAAUGAAAAUAGAGGGGUUUUUAGAAUUAUGGACACACGGUUAGGUGGUCGGUACUCAAAGAAAGGUGCACAAGCCGUGGCUGCACUUGCACUAAAAUGUCUCCAUAACGAUUCCAAACUUAGGCCCACAAUGGCUGAGGUUGUCGUGUCUUUGGAAGAGAUCACGAACGCGCCCAAAGUUGUUCCCGGAGUUUCAUCGCUUGCGCUGAGCCCGGGAUCAAGUUAAAGAAUAGAUAUUGAAUAAUAAUUCCAAGAGUGAGUUAAAGGCUACAAUCUUGUUGUAACUUUUAUGUGGCACCUCAUGUACAAAUAGUCAUAUAAUAUACCCUUGGGUUUUGUUGGUUUCAUAAUUUUUGUUCAAAUA
Messenger RNA from Helianthus annuus (common sunflower), 1355 nucleotides. Its product is annotated as probable serine/threonine-protein kinase PBL3. The record is from RefSeq and is a predicted model, not a curated record. The coding region runs from base 60 to 1217 and encodes 385 amino acids. Gene Ontology annotation, biological process: protein phosphorylation. NCBI's taxonomy places the organism in Eukaryota, Viridiplantae, Streptophyta, Magnoliopsida, Asterales, Asteraceae. Gene Ontology annotation, molecular function: ATP binding; protein kinase activity. The transcript is spliced from 6 exons.